Molecule: messenger RNA, 1102 nt
Organism: Alosa alosa (allis shad)
Lineage: Eukaryota; Metazoa; Chordata; Actinopteri; Clupeiformes; Clupeidae
Product: glutathione peroxidase 1-like
Exons: 2
Biological process (GO): response to selenium ion; glutathione metabolic process; response to hydrogen peroxide
Cellular component (GO): mitochondrion; cytosol
Molecular function (GO): glutathione peroxidase activity
Source: RefSeq, a predicted model, not a curated record
GUUCUGUUAUCUCACAGACAUGACUUGUCUCUCAGAUGGACCGCCCUCCAAUAUCUACAGUACGUUGUCAGGGCUGGAUUCAGCACACUGGGUUAUAAGAGUUGUAGACUGCAGGCAUUAGAGUUUGUUGAAGACUGUGUGUUGGACGUGUCUGAACAUGGCAGGCAACAUUAAGAAAUUCUACGACCUUUCUGCAAAACUCUUGUCGGGGGAACCCUUCAAAUUUUCCUCUCUCAAAGGUAAAGUUGUUCUUGUUGAGAAUGUUGCGUCCCUUUGAGGAACAACUGUCAGGGACUACACUCAGAUGAACGACCUCCAUUCGCGAAACUCUGCCGAGGGACUUGUUAUUCUGGGGGUUCCCUGCAAUCAGUUUGGGCAUCAGGAGAAUGGCGACAACGACGAGAUCCUGAAUUGCCUGAAGUAUGUCCGGCCAGGCCAGGGCUUCGAGCCGAAAAUCACCCUCUUGGAGAAGGCCGACGUCAACGGUCAGGAGGCACACCCUCUCUUCACCUUCCUCAGGGAGCGGCUCCCAUUCCCUCACGACGACGCCACCUCGCUCAUGGCCGACCCCAAGUACAUCAUCUGGAGUCCUGUGUCUCGCACCGACGUGUCCUGGAACUUCGAGAAAUUCCUGGUGGGUCGUGACGGACAGCCCUUUAAGCGCUAUAGCCGUCGGUUCCUCACCAAAGACCUGGAGGCCGACAUCAAGGAGCUCCUCAGCCGGGGCAAGUAAUCCACACUCUUCCAGACAACGCCCAUGUGGUCACAAAUGACGGGGGUGGUGAGGGGCAGAUAGUGAAUCCAGACGCCUGGAGAAGGUGAUAGGGUCGCUUGUGUGUCCUUGAUUAACCUCCGUCCCCACCCCACCCAGCAGUCUGUCUAUCCUUCCCCGUGAUGUCUGUUUUAGCAGCACGCCUGCACUCCACACAGAGGGGAACUACUGGUGGAGGGGGCAUGUUUAGUGAAUGAUGGCACUCCUUGAAAUCAUUGUGAGAGGAGUGCUUGAUGUAUUUGAAUGGCCUCCUUUUUGCUACAGUGUCUUGUUUAUGUGGAGUUGGUUGCAUAACAUUUUUCACCAAUAAACGUGAGUGUUUCAUAUGAA